AGCACGCUGAUUGGGCAGCGGUGUGUUGAGUGGCGGGCAGGCUCUCCUGGGUCCCGUUCUCCGGCAGACAUGGAGUCGGUGGGCGCUCAGAGGCUGCAGCCGGGGGUGUCCGGGGGAAGUCUGCGCUCUCUCCGGCCCGGGGUGACGGGCGGGUCUCAGGCCACGGCUCCUCCCCCUCCGCUCAGCCUCGGGGUGUCCGGGAGUCCGGCGGUGCUGCGGGAAGCGGUGGAGGCGGUGGUGAGGAGCUUCGCCAAACACACCCAGGGAUACGGGAGAGUAAACGUGGUGGAAGCUCUGCAGGAGUUCUGGCAGAUGAAGCAGACCCGGGGGGCAGACCUGAAGAACGGAGCCCUGGUGGUUUACGAGAUGGUCCCUUCCUCCAGCCCGCCGUACAUCUGCUACGUCACCCUACCUGGAGGAAGCUGUUUCGGGAGUUUCCAGUUCUGCCCGACUAAAGCUGAAGCCAGGAGGAGCGCGGCGAAGAUUGCGUUGAUGAAUUCCGUGUUUAACGAGCAUCCCUCCCGCCGGAUCACCGACGAGUUCAUCGAGAAGAGCGUCUGCGAAGCCCUGGCCACGUUCAAUGGGAACCGCGAGGAGGCCGACAACCCCAACACCGGGAUCGGCGCGUUCCGAUUCAUGCUGGAGGCCAACAAAGGAAAAUCCAUGCUGGAGUUCCAGGAGCUCAUGACAGUCUUCCAGCUCCUCCACUGGAAUGGAAGUCUGAAGGCCAUGCGGGAACGGCAGUGCUCCCGUCAGGAGGUCCUGGCCCACUACUCCCACCGGGCCCUGGACGACGACAUGAGAAACCAGAUGGCGAUGGACUGGGUGAACCGGGAGCAGGACUCUCCAUCAACCCUGACCCGAGAGCUGGCGGCCACCGAGAGGCAGCUGGACGAGGCCCGGCUAGCCGGGAAGGAGCUCCGUUACCACAAGGAGAAGAGGGACAUCCUGAUGCUGGCCGCAGGACAGCUGGGGAAUAUACACUCCUCCAACUGCUAGGUGGCGCCCUCCCCCUCUACACUAAUCCAUACAAUGGGCAGGCUGUGUCUGUGAGGUGCUAGCUGGUCCUACAGCUUAUCCUGUAUGUGGUUCUGUACUCCUUCCUGGUGUCACCUAAUGGACAAAUGAGGAAUUGCACGUGCUUGUGUCCCCCCCCCAAAACUAAUAUUUCAGUUAUAGUCGGGGGUCUGCUGGGUGCAUCCACUGACCUCCCCUCUUAUCUCUCGGGUCCUUCAGAAUUAGUCACGCAGUUGCUGGCUCUUUCGGCUUCCAUUUUUAAAUUUCAGCAGGGAGAGUGAGACCCUCGUAAUGUGGAGACCCGGGGACCCCAAGGAUCUCUUCGCCUGGGUCCUCCAGAGAUGAAUAAACUUAAAUGUUAGUUUUGGGUGGAGCCACCAUUUAAAGGGCUGUAUGAGGUUUCGGAAUCUGUUCUUUGGCCUCUCUGUAGUUUUUUUUUUUUUGCUUUGCAAACGGGAUGUGGAAAUUUCUUAACUUUUGGGGUCUGCAAUUUUCUCAAAGAGUACGAGCGGCAUUGCGGAGAUUUCAGGCCAACGGAAGUUCUCACCGGAAGGAGAAAAGAAUUCUGGGUAAAUAAUCUGAAGGGGGGGUCCAACCGAGCGUCCAACCAUGGAAAUAAUUGACAGGAACAUUUCCCUCCAAGACGUAAAUUGCGCAGACUUCUACCAGGGUACAGUCUCUCCAUGUGUCUCUGUACUAGAAGAGGUUUAUUAUAGAGUGUGUGUGGGGGCCAGGGAAGGUUUGAGAGGAGGGAGCAGAUGACGAUUCCAACCUGUAUAGGAGCUGCGGUGGUUGGCGCCGCUGGGGGUUCCAACUGAGCCGCCAACCCAUGAAAAUAUUCCAUGGCAUUUUCUUGUAGAAAGGGGAGCAGCUGAUGACUCCAUCUUGUAUAGAAGUUGUGGUGGUUGGCGCUGCUUGGGGUCCAACUGAGCUGCCAACCACAUUUAAGCUCUUCUAGGACGGGGGAUCAGUAUUCUCAGCCCCCCUGGAGGAUUUAUCUAGGGAUAAGCACCAGGGUCUCAAAAAUAAAGGUAGACAUGGUCCACCUUCAGCCGUGGGUGAUGGGUUGGUGUGGGAAAUCCUAUCCCCAAACCAGCCCUCAGAACCAGUCGUGGAAUCUGGUCCAUUUCAGAAGGCAGGGCUGAGGAAGGAAGGCCUCCUGGGUUGAUUGGCCAAGGUUUAGAGUCCAGCCCACAUCCGCUUUCUCAGGGCUGAGGAAAGAACCCCUCCCAGGUUGAUUGGUCAAUGUUUCGAAUCAAGGCUAAGGAAAGAACACCCCCAUGGUUGAUUGGCCAAGGUUUAGAGUCUGUCCAACAUCCACAGGGCUGAGGAAAGGGCGCCCCUAGUAUUUGGCCAAAGUUUAGACUAGAGUCUACCCCACAUCUGUAUCCUCA
Molecule: messenger RNA, 2411 nt
Organism: Rana temporaria (common frog)
Lineage: Eukaryota; Metazoa; Chordata; Amphibia; Anura; Ranidae
Gene: LIX1L
Product: limb and CNS expressed 1 like
Exons: 6
Coding region: 70-999 (309 amino acids)
Biological process (GO): autophagosome maturation
Cellular component (GO): cytoplasm
Source: RefSeq, a predicted model, not a curated record